Molecule: messenger RNA, 579 nt
Organism: Eruca vesicaria subsp. sativa (arugula)
Lineage: Eukaryota; Viridiplantae; Streptophyta; Magnoliopsida; Brassicales; Brassicaceae
Source: the annotation of a GenBank genome assembly
AUGAGCUCCUUGACCACCAAAACUCCACCACCGUAUCUCCACCGGUCAAACUACCAUCGCCGUAAAAAUCCACUAACCCCCAUCACUUGCUGCGUCGGAGAAUCCGAACAAAACAACUUCACUCGCAGGACAACCCUGACAUCACUUAUAACACUCACGGCCAUCGGCGCCAGUGCCAUCGCCACGUCAGCAGCGUCAGCACAGGAGAAAUGGGGAACUAGGUCGUUCAUAAAGGAAAAAUAUUUCCAGCCAGGGUUAUCGCCGGAGGACGCGGCGGCGCGUAUAAAACAGACGGCGGAAGGAUUAAGAGACAUGAGGGAGAUGCUGGACCAUAUGUCGUGGAGGUACGUCAUCUUCUACAUAAGAUUAAAACAGGCUUAUCUGUCUCAGGAUUUGACCAAUGCUAUGAACAUCUUGCCGGAGAGUCGCCGGAAUGAUUACGUUCAAGCGGCAAAUCAGCUAGUCAACAACAUGAGUGAGUUGGAUUUUUACGUACGGACGCCAAAGGUGUAUGAGUCGUAUCUCUACUACGAGAAGACAUUGAAAUCGAUAGACGACGUUGUGGAGCUUCUUGCUUAA